Messenger RNA from Cetraspora pellucida, 270 nucleotides. The record is from the annotation of a GenBank genome assembly. Lineage: Eukaryota; Fungi; Glomeromycota; Glomeromycetes; Diversisporales; Gigasporaceae.
AAGUUGGAUUUUGAACAUGUUAAAACCAAGAUAAUCAAUGACUUUCUUGAAAAUAGAGAAACUAUAUCUGAAAAUACUAAUAGAGAUCAGAUAUAUGAAAUAAUUGAAUUAUCAAGUGAUGAAGACUGUGCACCUGAAAUAAUUGAAUUAUCAAGUGAUGAUGAAAGUCAAACACCUGAAAUAAUUGAAUUAUCAAAUAAUGAAGAAGUGGUGUUUGAAGAAAACCAAAUGGCUGUUUCUAGAAAUCGAACACCUAAAACAGCAGAAUAA